AUGCUUAAAGCAGUUAACUAUACUCUUGUAACCUUGAUACCUAAGACCUCUACUAAUACUAGAAUCAAUGAGUAUAGGCAUAUCUUUUGUUGCUUCACCCUUUACAAAAGUAUAGCUAAGGUCAUGGCUAAUAGAUUGAGUAAAAUUCUGAGUAGCUUAACUGAUGAGAGUAAAGUUGCCUUUGUCCCAGGCAAGCAUAUACAAGAUCAUAGUUUGUUGCCUUUUUGA
This is a messenger RNA of Lathyrus sativus (Indian pea), 228 nucleotides long. The record is from the annotation of a GenBank genome assembly. NCBI's taxonomy places the organism in Eukaryota, Viridiplantae, Streptophyta, Magnoliopsida, Fabales, Fabaceae.